AGCCCUCCCCACUGAGAUUGCGUCACUAGGCGAUCUCUGUCUGGAUGUGAGCCGUCGUGUGUCGGCGCAACGGAGACAGAACCGGAGAACCGGAGACCAGCAGCGACAGCAGCAUGGGGAAAAAGCAGAAGAAAUCCGGGGACGACAGCGCCAAAGACGAUGGCGUGGACAUCGACGCGCUCGCCGCCGAGAUCGAAGGAGCCGGAGCCUCCAAAGAGCCCAAAGGGAAGAAGAAGAAGAAGGGAGUGAAGAAGGAUGAGUUUGAUGAGGAUGACAUCCUGAAGGAGCUGGAGGAGUUGUCUCUGGAGACUCAGGGAGUGAAAGCAAAGGCUGCAGCGCCUCCCAUUGCGCCUCCUUCCAACUCAGACGAGGACAGCGUCUCGCGCUCUCGCGUCAAAGCCAAAGACGGAAAAAAGGGAGGCAAACAAGCAUCGGGGUCGGAUGGCGAGGAAGACAGAGACGAAGAUGAGGGUCUGAAGAAGAAAGGAGGAGGAGGAGGGAAGGAGGAGGAGGAGGGGUCAGAGGCGGAAGAGAGGGAAGCAGCUUUUGGCCGAGACAGGAAGAAGAAGAUCAGAGGCAAAGCGGUGAAGAUGGAGAGCGAGGAUGAGGAGGAGCAGGAUGGCGAGGAUGGGGCCAGCGGCUUCAAGAUGAAGACGGCGGCGCAGAAAAAGGCGGAGAAGAAGGAGAGGGACCGCAAGAAGAAGGAGGAGGAGAGGAUGAAGCAGAGGAAGCUGAAGGAGAAAGAGAAGGAGGGCAGCGUGGAGCCGGAGAAGAAGACGGCCGAGGUCCCGCCUCCUCAGGAAGAUCCACCAAUAGCAGCGGCCGAGGAACAGGAAGGGGCGGAGCCAGAAGAGGAGAUGGACGGAGACAAAAAGAAGAAGGACAAGAAAAAGAAGAAGGGCGAGAAGGAGAAGGAGGAGAAGAAGAAGGGGCCGAGCAAGGCCACGGUGAAGGCCAUGCAGGAGGCUCUGGCCAAGAUGAAGGAGGAGGAAGAGCAGGCCAAGAGGGAGGAAGAGGAGCGCCUGAGGAGACUGGAGGAGAUGGAGAAACAGAGAGAGGAGCAGGAGCGUCUGGAGCUGGAGAGAAAGGAGAAGAAGAAGCAGAAGGAGAAGGAGAGGAAGGAGCGCCUGAAGAAGGAGGGCAAGCUGCUGACCAAGACCCAGAAGGAGGCUCGGGCUCGGGCCGAGGCCACGCUCAAGCUGCUGCAGGCUCAGGGUGUGGAGGUGCCGUCCAGAGACUCGCUGCCAAAGAAGAAGCCGGUUUACGGAGACAAGAGGAAGAAGAAGCAGCCCAACGCUCCGACCCCUGAAGAAACGUCAGAGGUGAUGUCACCCACGACGGAGACACUGGAGCCUGUUGCCAUGGAGACGGAGGUGGUGACGCCGGCUGCGGCGCCCGAGGUGAAGCCAGAAGCUGCUGUAGACGACUGGGAGGCCAUCGCCACAGACGAGGAGAAAGAGAUGAAGAAGGUCCACAUCGAGGUGAAGGAGGAGAUGGCCGCUGCUCCUCGGCCGGCCGGCAGCGAGGAAGACGAUGAGGAGGAGGAGGAGGACGAUGAUGAUGAUGAGGAGGAAGACGACGAUGACGGCGGCGAUGAGGAGGAAAGCGAGGAAGAGGCAGAGAAGCAGGCGGCGCCAGCGGCGGCGUUGGGGACUCAGGGGGCGAAGAGACGGGCGGCGAAGGAGAGCGAAGACGAGAGCACCGAGAGUGAUGAUGACGAUGGUAGGACGAAGGACGAGAGACGCUACGACCGCGCCAAGAGGAGGAUCGAGAAACGUAAAGCUGAGAACAUGAGGAACAUUGACCUGGACCGGCUGAGAGCUCCGGUGGUGUGUGUGCUGGGACACGUCGACACCGGGAAGACCAAGAUCCUCGACAAGCUGCGACACACUCACGUUCAGGACGGCGAGGCCGGAGGAAUCACGCAGCAGAUCGGAGCCACAAACGUCCCAAAAGAGACGAUCGAGGAGCAGACGAAGAUGGUUAAAAACUUUGACAAAGACAACCUCCGGAUCCCGGGCAUGCUGAUCAUCGACACACCAGGACACGAGUCCUUCAGUAAUCUGAGGAACAGAGGCAGCUCUCUGUGUGACAUAGCCAUCCUGGUGGUGGACAUCAUGCACGGCCUGGAGCCCCAGACGCUGGAGUCCAUCAACCUGCUCAAGGAGAAGAAGUGCCCCUUCAUCGUGGCCCUCAACAAGGUGGACCGUCUGUACGACUGGAAGAAGAGCCCGGAGACGGACAUCGUGACCACGCUGAAGAAGCAGAAGAAGAACACCAAGGACGAGUUUGACGAGAGAGCCAAGGCCGUCAUCGUGGAGUUCGCUCAGCAGGGCCUGAACGCCGCCCUGUUCCACGAGAACAAAGACCCCCGGACGUUCGUGUCGUUGGUUCCUACCUCGGCCCACAGCGGCGAUGGGAUGGGAAACCUCAUCGCCCUAUUGGUCGAGCUCACGCAGACCAUGCUCGCCCGCCGCCUGGCGCACUGCGACGAGCUGCGAGCACAGGUCAUGGAGGUGAAAGCGCUGCCCGGGAUGGGAACAACGAUCGACGUCAUCCUGAUCAACGGGUGUCUGCGGGAGGGAGAGACCAUCAUCGUGCCGGGGGUGGAGGGACCAAUCGUAACGCAGAUCAGAGGGCUGCUGCUGCCCCCCCCUCUCAAGGAGCUGCGAGUCAAGACGCAGUACGAGAAGCACAAGGAGGUGUCCACGUCUCAGGGAGUGAAGAUCCUGGGGAAAGAUCUGGAAAAGACGCUGGCAGGACUCCCCCUGCUGGUCGCUCACAGGGAGGAUGAGAUCCCAGUCCUCAGGGAUGAACUAGAGAGAGAGCUCAAACAGACUCUGAGCUGCAUCAAGCUGGAGGAGAAAGGAGUUUACGUCCAGGCCUCCACGCUGGGGUCUCUGGAGGCUCUGCUGGAGUUCCUCAGGACAUCUAAAGUCCCUUACGCGGGCAUCAACAUCGGUCCGGUUCAUAAGAAGGACGUGAUGAAGGCGUCGACGAUGCUGGAGCACGACGUACAGUACGCUGUGAUCUUAGCGUUUGACGUGAAGGUGGAGCGGGAGAGUCAGGAGAUGGCCGACAGUCUGGGAGUCCGGAUCUUCUCGGCCGAGAUCAUCUACCAUCUCUUUGACUCUUUCACCAAAUACAGGGAGGACUACAAGAAGGCCAAGCAGGACGAGUACAAGAACAUCGCGGUGUUCCCGGUGAAGCUACGGAUUCUCCCCCAGUUCAUCUUUAACUCCAGAGAUCCCAUCGUGAUGGGCGUCACCGUGGAGGCCGGGGUCCUACGGCAGGGGACGCCGCUCUGCGUCCCCACUAAAGGGUUCGUGGACAUCGGCAUCGUGACGAGCAUUGAGAUGAACCAUAAGUCGGUGGACAGCGCUAAGAAGGGCCAGGAGAUCUGCAUCAAGAUCGAGCCCAUCCCGGGCGAGUCGCCCAAAAUGUACGGACGCCACUUUGAGGCCACCGACCUGAUGGUCAGCAAGAUCACACGGGCGUCCAUCGACGCUCUGAAGAACUGGUUCAGAGACGACAUGCAGAAGACUGACUGGCAGCUGAUCAUGGAGCUGAAGAAGACCUUCGAGAUCAUCUGAGAGGGACACACACACACACACACACACAGACACAGACACAGACACACACAGACACAGACACACACACACACACACAGACACAGACACACACUUCCUCCCUCGGAUGACGUCGCCAAAAGUAAAACGGAGAAAAAAGACGUGAAAGUGUUUUUCUGUGAGAAACGAACAGUUUUUUCCACUGUUGUAAACAGUGAUAGUAACACACACACACACACACACACACACACACACACACACACACAGAGACACACACACACACACACACACAGAGACACACACACACACACACAGAGACACCACACACACACACAGAGACACACACACACACACAC
Molecule: messenger RNA, 3925 nt
Organism: Sander lucioperca (pikeperch)
Lineage: Eukaryota; Metazoa; Chordata; Actinopteri; Perciformes; Percidae
Gene: eif5b
Product: eukaryotic translation initiation factor 5B
Exons: 25
Coding region: 114-3593 (1159 amino acids)
Molecular function (GO): GTP binding; GTPase activity; translation initiation factor activity
Source: RefSeq, a predicted model, not a curated record